AUGAACCCUGAAGAUAUUCCAAAGGCGCCACUAGUGGGCCGGCCGUUGCUUGUUUUCACCUCUUUCUUUGUUAGCAUAUCUGUAUUCUUGAUGGGAUAUGACCAAGGUUAUUUCUCAUCUAUCUUAACUAACGAACACUUCAAGAAUUAUUUCGAGGACCCUAAUGCUGUGCAAAUAGGAACGGUAGUGGCAGUUUUGGAGAUCGGUGCUCUUAUCACUUCUCUUACUUUGGGAUAUGUGGCUGACAGAUUUGGAAGAAGAAAGACAACCCAAUUAGGUUGCGUACUCUUCUGUUUUGGAGGUGUGGUGCAAACUGCAUCCACCUCAUUCCAUCAUUUAGGAAUAGGCCGAUUUAUCAGUGGUUUAGGAGUGGGAUAUCUCAGUGGAACAGCUCCUACAUAUAUGUCAGAAAUUGCUAGUUCGGAUAUGAGAGGAUUACUCGGUUCAGCGCAAUUUACCGGUAACGUUUUUGGAUACUCGACUUCGAUCUGGAUUGAUUAUGCCUGCAGUUACUUGGACAGCAACUAUUCCUUUCGAAUUCCUUUAGGAAUUCAAGUUUGUUUUGGCUUAAUCUUAUUCUUUGGCACCUUUGUCCUUGUUGAAAGCCCCCGUUGGUUACUAGAGCACGACCACGAUACAGAGGGGCUUAUCGUACUAGCCGAUCUAUUUGCCGAGGGCCAGGUCCAUGACACUCUUGCUGUUGAGUCCUACAAAUCUAUCAAGGAGUCGGUUCUUAUUGGAAGAUUAGAGGGAGAAUUGAGUUAUAUCGAAGCCAUUAAAAGAUAUCCUAAACGAAUCUUCAUUGGUUGUAGUGCACAGCUGUUUGCGCAGUUCAAUGGAAUCAAUGUAAUUUCAUACUAUGCACCUCUUGUGUUUGAAGAAGCUGGAUGGACAGGACGAGGUGCCAUUUUAAUGACUGGCUUCAACUCUAUUCUCUACCUUUUUUCAACUCUAAUUCCUUGGAGACUCUCAGAAACUUGGGGCCGUAAGCCCUUGCUUAUAAUGGGAGGCCUUGGUAUGGGUGCAGCUUUGAUUAUGGUGGCCAUCUUUACAAGCCUGAAAUAUUCUGUGUUGGUUGUCAUAGGUGUAAUGUGGUUCAAUACUAGCUUUGGCACUAGUUGGGGUCCCAUAGGUUGGCUUAUAGGACCCGAAGUACUUCCAAAUAAGGCUAGGGCCUCUGGUGCGGCAUUAGCGACAUCUACAAACUGGUUUUGCAACUUUGUGGUGGGUGAAAUGGCUCCUAUAUUAUUAGAGCUUAUUAGUUGGAGACUUUACUUAAUUCAUGCAGCAUGCUGCUUCAUAAGCGCUAUAACAGUGUGGAAAAUGUACCCAGAGACAAAAGGAUUGUCUUUAGAAGAUAUGGAUUCAAUAUUUGAUGAUGCAUCGUCAUAUUCCUCAUCUGUUACAUCUUCAACGAGUAGAAUUUCUCAUACAAUCAAUGAUAUUGAGUCACUUGGAUCUCGACACAACAGAGCACAUAUGGCUCGAUCUCAACCACAGACCCAAUCAGGAACCUACAAUGAACGUUCUCCAGUGUUAGAUUCAAGAACAUCAAGUUUUAUGACUAUGCCGCUUCCACAAGGUUCUGGAGUGAUUUCAAGCUCUGCUCCUUUCAUUCUUCCACAAGAUAUAGAACCUCCUGAUUUAGAAGCAGUUUACAAGUAUAAAACCGAUGAUAGCCGAUCGAUCAGAGGCUCACUGAGACGAGGUUCAGAAGCCGUUUCUUCAAUAUUCAAAUUUGGGAAAAAGAAAGAUCCACCUAAUGAUGGGGUUACCACAGACGACGACGUUUCAGAAAGAUUUAUUAGCUGA
Messenger RNA from Brettanomyces nanus, 1812 nucleotides. RefSeq lists its product as uncharacterized. The transcript has a single exon. Bases 1 to 1812 code for a protein of 603 amino acids. The record is from RefSeq and is a predicted model, not a curated record. Gene Ontology annotation, cellular component: membrane. Gene Ontology annotation, biological process: carbohydrate transport; transmembrane transport. Gene Ontology annotation, molecular function: carbohydrate:proton symporter activity. NCBI's taxonomy places the organism in Eukaryota, Fungi, Ascomycota, Pichiomycetes, Pichiales, Pichiaceae.